GAAUAUGGGAGCCAUGGGAAUUCGGAAAGUAGUUGAGUUGGCACUUGGUUUCUGAACAGAGCUGUUCCUGGACAGAAAUCCAGUCCAGUCUGGGUUUCCCCACCAGAAUAAACUUGUUGGAUUUCACGUGUUGGGUACUGGGAAGAGACCUGCUUGCGGAACUGGAGAGAGGAUGACCUGCUGGUUGGGAUCUUGGGAACCUUCUAUUUGUUUACAGAUAAGAAGAGGCCACUUGCUGGUCACUGCAUAUGCACAAUUGUAAUAACUUUAUAUUCCUGUUCCAUUCAGGUCUCUUCAAAGCCAUGUCUCACCGCAGGCGUAGUAGCAAAGGACCUGGCCCUUCGCAGGCACAGGAUAUGGAUGUUGAUGAAGAAUUCACUUUGGGUCCGACUCAGACGCUCAGUCAGGCGCAACGCAGUUUGGAACAACACUCCCCCUGUCAAGUGGAACAAAAAGUAAAUGAGCUGGUGCAAUUUCUUCUGAUCAAAGAUCAGAAAAAAAUCCCUAUUAAACGGACAGAUAUUCUGAAAUACAUCAUCAAAGACUACAAAGAUCUCUUUCCCGAGAUCCUCAGACGCGCCAACCAGACCCUUCAACAGGUAUUUGGGCUGGAACUAGUGGAAAUUGACCCCAAGUACCACACCUACAUCCUGAUCAGUAAAUUUACUCCUUUGGAAGAGGAUAUCAUGAAUGAUGAUGAGAACACUCCCAAGAUGGGCCUCCUCAUAGUAAUACUUAGCCUUAUCUUCAUGAAAGGCAACGUGAUCAAAGAAUCUGCUGUUUGGGAGGUGCUGAGGAGAUUACGUAUUGACUGCUCUGGUGGAAAACACGAAGUCUUUGGUGAUGUGAAAAAGCUAGUGACGGAGGAAUUUGUCAGGCAAAAAUAUCUGGAAUAUAGAUGUCUCCCACACACAGAUCCUCCUGAGUCUGAGUUCAGGUGGGGACCACGAGCUUUUAAAGAGACUUCCAAGAAGCAGAUCCUGCAGUUUGUUGCUAAGAUACAAAAUCAGAAUCCCAAAUCUUGGAUGAGCCAGUACAAUGAAGCUGAAGCAGAAGCUAAUGCUGUGGGAAGGCCAUAAACAUUAUGGUGUUGGAUUAUAAGGAACUGCCAAAACCCCGUCCCCUGGAGCUGGGGACAACCACUGCCUGCUUUCUGUUACUAUUACUGGAAGUAAUACAGGAGCUCCACUUCAUAUAAAGUGCUCCGUGCUUAAUAGGUUCCCUGUUGGUGAAGGAAAGAUUCCAGAACAGAUUGAGGCAUUUAACUGCCCAUGCAGACAAGAUUCCUCCCUAAGACUAUAUGAUUAUUCAGCCAUUAGUUCUGUUAUUUUCUGAACCAGAUAUGUUGAUUUUAUUACUGGAAAUAAAAAUAUUUUCUAAUUCUC
Messenger RNA from Candoia aspera, 1385 nucleotides. RefSeq names its product non-structural maintenance of chromosomes element 3 homolog. The coding region runs from base 249 to 1079 and encodes 276 amino acids. The transcript is spliced from 10 exons. Gene Ontology annotation, cellular component: nucleus. NCBI's taxonomy places the organism in Eukaryota, Metazoa, Chordata, Lepidosauria, Squamata, Candoiidae. The record is from RefSeq and is a predicted model, not a curated record.